Messenger RNA from Acanthocheilonema viteae, 996 nucleotides. The record is from the annotation of a GenBank genome assembly. Lineage: Eukaryota; Metazoa; Nematoda; Chromadorea; Rhabditida; Onchocercidae.
AUGGCACUUAAGCUAUCAGCACUGGUAAACUUAUCCUGCUCAUUGCUUUGGAUAUUUCAAUCAGCUGAAGGUCGCUUUAUUCAAAACAAUGAACAAUCACCAAAACGAGCAAUUGACAUUAAAUCACUUUCAAAUUUAAACAUAACCGAUGCUAGAAGUUUGGAUGUUCAAAAAUUAAAUAAGCUUAUUUCGCUUAUCGAUAAAACAUGGAUUUUACCUCAUCCUGGUGCUCAUCAACCUAUUGGUUCUAACUUUAAGAACAAAAAAACAUGUGCAAAUAUUUAUCAAACCCAAGAAAAUGCUUGCCAAGAAAUCGGCUUUGGUACAAUAUGUUUCAAUUAUUGCUUCGAGCAAGGUGAAGCAUUGAAAUUUCGAUGUCAGAAUGUAGCCGAUUCAAUAUAUUGCAAAAAUAAUUCGGCAUUUGAUUCAUUCCUCAUGCAGUAUCAAAAUAAUCCUCACAAAGCUAAAAGCUAUAUUCGUCAGAUAAUUUCACGAUGCUAUGCAACAGCAGUAUGUGACACACAAUAUGGAAUUUUAAAUACAACAAUUAUUGAUGGAAACAGCGAGGAAUGGGGAAGUGAUAAUGUAGCACCAAGCUUAAACCUAAUCACCAAUAAUAGUAAUCAGCAAAUUGUUCAACAACGACUGUCACAAAUACAACCAAUAAGGCCAAUACCAAUAUGGCAGUUACUUCUACUACGACAUAGAAUGACUACGGCCGCCAAACCAUUCCCGAUCGUAAAAGCAAUGGAAAAUAACGAGCUAAUUGAAGCUUCGAGUGAAAAGAGUUUAGAAAAAUUUGGAAAUACUGAGAUAAUGGAAGAAAACAAUUCUGAGGAUAUAAAUAUAAAAAAUAGUUCGGAAUUUACGCGAGAAGUAACAACAUCAACGAAACAAACUGCCUCAAGAAGGGAUCAAAAUGAAAAGCAAGCAACAGAAAAAUUGUUGUGGUUGUGUAAAGUGUUGCAACAAAUGAAAAGAAACGAAAUUUGCUGA